Apodemus sylvaticus (European woodmouse) is the source of this 1011-nucleotide messenger RNA. RefSeq names its product C3a anaphylatoxin chemotactic receptor-like. The record is from RefSeq and is a predicted model, not a curated record. NCBI's taxonomy places the organism in Eukaryota, Metazoa, Chordata, Mammalia, Rodentia, Muridae. Gene Ontology annotation, molecular function: complement receptor activity; N-formyl peptide receptor activity. Bases 1 to 1011 code for a protein of 336 amino acids. Gene Ontology annotation, biological process: positive regulation of cytosolic calcium ion concentration; inflammatory response; phospholipase C-activating G protein-coupled receptor signaling pathway. The transcript has a single exon. Gene Ontology annotation, cellular component: plasma membrane.
AUGGAGGACCCUGUGGAGAUGCAGCAGCCAGCACCCCUGGGGAGUCAGGACCUGCCCUGGGCGCUUCUCUUUCUGCUCUACUCUCUGAUGGCAAUUGUCUCUUACCUCCUGGACAUGACCAGCUACAGCCUUCUGGCCCGGGCUGGAGAAUCCCUCCUUCCUGCCCAUCUGUCUGCAGCCUGGUUUGGCCACCCACUCAUAGCUGACAUCAUAUUCCUGGGGCUCCUCCCACUCAGCCUCACCUGGACUCACACCUGCUGGCCCCUGGGCCUCGCCUUCUGCCACCUGGACCCAUGUCUGGCCUUCUUGACCUUCUGUGCCAGUGGCCGGCUGCUGACUCACGUGGCCGCUGACCGCUGCACCUCCUUGCUACAACCAUCCUGGGCACUGGGUCAUCGUACAGUUCGCCAAGUAGUUGUCUGGGCCGGUGGGUUCUGGAUCCUUCUGCUGGGCCUGGCUGGGAGAGCCCUGGUAACUUUAAGGGACCAAACUGGCCAUCGUGACCCUUUAAACAGGACAAUGACCCUGGAAUCCCCAAGGCAUGACCAGGACCCCUGGGCCUGGAACCCCAUGCUGGAUCAGUUAAUAUUUGGGUUGGCCGUGCCACUGGGGGUACUGAGAGUCUUCCACAGCCUUGUGCGUAAGCAGCUGCAACUGGCCAGAGAGGUCUCAGGGAGGCCUCCCCUGCUGGGCCUGCCAGGGGCCACUACAGCCAUGCUGUUCGUCUGUUGGUUUCUCUUCCACCUUCUGCUGCUCCUGAGGUUCCUGGGCAGGUGGCGGUCCAGACUGCAGCUGGGGGAUGUGUUGGUAUUGCUGAGACCUCUGGGGCUCACUCUGCUGGGAUCAACUAGCUUCUUCCAUCCACUGCUGUAUGUGUGUGGGGAUGUGGAAAUCCGGAGAAGGCUGGGCAGGGUCUUGUGGUUCCCUGGAAGGGAAGGGGAGGAGGAGGCCGAGGAACCCCAGGCACUGAGCAUGGAGGCUGAGAGGCUCUGUGGCAGCCUGAGGGAGUAG